UUUUCCUCUCUUGCCUUCUUUUUUUGCUUUUUAAAUUCCAUGGCAAUUCGCUCAACUUUUUGGGCAUCGAACUAUUUCACUCGGUGCUGCCACACGCAAUUGUUUGUCAUAAUCACAUUUUUUUUGCCACUUCUUUUUCUCUGCACAUCUUCAGCUGCAUAUUUGGUGCAUUUCAAGUCAUUGACUCAUUGUUAAUAUUAACAUAUUACUAAUGUUUAACAAUUGUUCUAACAUCUGGCAGUAGUAAAUAGUGUUUGUAUUUUUCUCAUCGUCUAGUAGUGAUUAGAAGGACUAAUACGCAAAAAUAAAUGCGACGUUGCCUUUUCUGUGGGUCUCGCUCACUUUUUCUGUUAUGCUUUGCAGCUGUUGCAAGCCAGUCAACCAGUCAGCCAGAAGGCCUGCCGUCCUCAGAGAGAGCUGCGCCAAAAAAGCAGCCAGCGCCCACUGAACUGCUGCUGCCUGAGGGUUGGAAGCAGACACUCCCGAAAGAGCAGCACUUGUGGGUCAGCAAGGCUCUCUUUAGCAGAGAGAAGUCUGGGAGGUUGGCACUGACCAAAAAUCUGCGUCUGUGGUGGUCUCCCCCUGGACCCCGUCCUCUUUAUUCUCAGCCUCCUUCCAAACCCGACGCAUUCUUUCAUAGCAGGCUGUUCCUCUGGGUUCCCUACCGCAUGUGGGCAUACAAGCUGCUGUGCUCCCAGCCCAACUGCCGUCGCCGUGGGGUCCAGCUUACAGCUUGUGGUAUGUACAAGACCGUCAGAAGAGUCUUGGACCUAAAUGGGUGGUACUUCAUGGCGACCGAGUACCUCGAAUGCCGGUCCUGCAAGAAGAAGCUGGCAGCCUGGUCGCGAGACAUCCUGAACCAGUUGGAUCCCAGCCACCGUGAUCAGUUUCCUGCAGUCCUAACCUACAGGUUGUCUUGCGAUAGGGAGGUUGUGAGAUUGCUGCGGGGGCGCACGCUGGGGAACAGUGCCACGGCUCUGUAUAGGCACCUGUGCGUCAGACACAAAGAGCAUUGGCUGAGCCAGUCAGCAUUGUACCUGUCUGUGCUGAAGACUUUCGUGACUCAGGACACUGAUCCCAGCCGUCUCGUUGCCCCACUGCCGCAGAUGGUGCCCGUGCCUGGUCCAUCUUGGCUGUUGUCCGUGUACGCUAAAGACAUACUGACACGGCUUCCUGAGCUAAAGGCCCGGGUCACCUCCGUCUAUGGCUCCAUCUUAAAGAUGGAUUCCACCAAAAAGAUCACCAAGAAGUUAGCAGGUGACGCUGCUGGCACCGCUGCGUGGGUGACAGAUGUGGGGAACGAAAUUGGACAAGUCCUCAUGUGCGUCCUCACAGAAAGAGAGGGAAACGGCCUGCUGCCCAUGUGUUCCGGACUCGUGGAUCGCUACCGGCGAGCUGGAGAAGCUCCUCCGCAAGUCCUUUACGUGGACCGGGACUGCUGCUCCGCAGGAGGUAAAGGCAAGGCGGCGGCGAUGUUCAGCGAGUGGGACCAGCUGGUGGUCAGGCUGGAUUUGUGGCAUUUUAUGCGCCGCAUUGCAGUCGGCGUCACCACAGAUUGCCACCCGCUGUACGGGCCCUUCAUGGGACGCCUCUCGGCCUGCAUCUUCGAGUGGGAUGCUGGCGAUGUUGAGAGGCUGAAGGAGGCCUGUGACUGCAAGCCCACCGCUCAAGAAUUGGCAAGGCACUGUCGUCGCCGCACUCGUGGGGCACGGGAGACUAAGGAGCUGAUCGAACAGCUUCUCGAGGACUUCAUGGAGGCAACGGACACAAUGGGAGUCGGGCUCUUUGACAAGGACAGGAUGAACGAGAUCUGGCGGACACAGCAGCGGCACAUCGACUGUAUCCAGGACCCGCCAGGUGCGCAGCUCUACAGAAAGAUAGGGCAGGUGACAAAAGGGGGGGUCAUUCUGCCCCAGUAUCGCUGCGCACGUGGCUCGACGUCCUUGGAGUCCUUCCACCUGCACCUGAACCGCUUUGUGCCAGGAACAAGUGCAAAUGAUCUUCAUUUUCAGAUGUACUUGCUGGAAGGGCUUGUACAGUGGAAUGAGGCUCGUGCGGUUGCUGCCGUCGAAGGUGGCAGCAGAAAGGAUAUCUGCUACGGUGGCCAGCUGCAGCGGUACGCCAACACCCUGAGCCAGCAGUUUAUGGGCCUUAAUUUGGCGGAGGACUACACCAGCCCUGGCGAAUACACGGGUGAACUCAUUGGUGUGGAAUAUUUAUAUUCCCAAACGAGUAUCACUUUUGGGGAAGACUUUGGUGACGACCCUGAUAUUCCAGAUGGGAUUCAGGAGCAAGACCUUGAGAGUGAUCUGGAGAGUGAUGAGGGGUUUGCGGAUAUUGACAUGGAUGGUGAGCCCCUCGAAAUCAUGGCGCUCAGCUUAGAGCCCCCAGAGCAAGUACAGCAGCAGGCAGAGGCCAUACAACCUCGUGGUCCGUCAUCGGCACAGACAGAGUCUUCCCUGAGAGAUGAGCCGCCCACUCAGAGCCAGGGGGUGCCGAGUCAUGCGGCAGAGUCUUCCUUGCCUGAGCCCACGAUAGAUGAGCCACCCACUCAGGGCCAGAUGGAGAGCCUGGGACCAGAUGGCAAACCUGGUUAUGACCACGUCGUCAGGUUAGCCAACAGUCUGGUGGAUCUCAGAAGUAAGGGGUUCAUCACACAGCAGAAGGUGGAUGAGAUUGUUACUCUCUGGGAUAAACUGUCAGAGGAUGACAAGGGAGCUCUCAUCUACCCAGCUCGCCACCGUGAGAGGCUGGUGAAGGGGCGCUUCAAAGUCAGUCACUCGAAGACAAAUGUGACCCCCGGAGCUGACAGUUUGAAGCGCUGCUUCCUUGGUGAAGGCAGUGGACCUGCUCAGUGGCCCAAUGCCAGCCGUCUUGUGGAGGCUGUCUGUCUGGCUCUAUGCCGAAUUUACCCUGCUCGUCAGACAGUGGCCGGUGUCAGGGUGAACAGGUGGGCUGCCAUCCUGCGUGACUACAGAAUUAUAAGGGAUGUAGUCCUGGACAGCCCCAGACUCAUGGCUGAAACACAGUUGCAGCUGUUUGAGUUAAAUCAGCAGACUCUUUCACAAUGGCACAAUGCACGGAUAAAAAAGCAGGAGAGCGAGGUCUUGCAGCAGGGCAUUCGGACCUUUGCCAGUCCCUUGGUGGCCUCUGAACCUCUCCCACCUGUGAUGUUUAAGCACGUUGAACCGGUCCGGCAUGGGCACCCAGCCUACGAGUUCGACAUUCCUGCAGAUGCAUCGGGACAGGCAGCGCAGCGUGUUCGAGGCCAACCCUCUUCAGUGGGCGCAGCGGCUGUUGCCAUGCCUGCUGCAGCACAGGUCCGAGGCCAGCCUCCUCCAGUCCAGGUGGGCUUUGCGGUCCCUGACACAGCCCACUUGCGUCAAGCUACAGACACUGCAGCUAUUGCUGUACCUGCUGCUACACCCCCUGGUCCAAAGGUGCCGAGAACCACAGCUUGGCGGCGGAGGAAGGCGGCAGAGGCGGCAGAGGCAGCUGCAGCACAAGGUGCGACAAAGAAAAAGAGGCAACAGACAGAACAAUACGUUUGUCAAAAGUGUGGCCAACCAAAGACUAAAGAGUUUGGCCACAGUCAGUUUCGAGGGGUUCAUUUUUGUGCAAAAACCUCAGGAAAAACUGUUGAGCAGUGGACUGAGGAGAUGAGAAGGGGACAACGCUGAAUUAUAUAUUUUAUAUAUAUAUAUAUAUAUAUACAGACAUGUACAUAUUGUUUUAUAGUUUGUUUAUUUAUGGUUGUUUCUGUAUAUAUUUAAUAUUAAUAAAAGCUUGCCCGUUUCUCAUUAAUGCGGACGUCUCUGCUUUAUUAAAUAUUUAUAUAUUUAAUGUGCAUUGUGCAAUCCCCCAAGGCUUAAAGAACAUAAGUGUAUUAAGAAAGCACUUUAAAAAAACUUU
Molecule: messenger RNA, 3912 nt
Organism: Triplophysa rosa
Lineage: Eukaryota; Metazoa; Chordata; Actinopteri; Cypriniformes; Nemacheilidae
Exons: 10
Coding region: 309-3680 (1123 amino acids)
Source: RefSeq, a predicted model, not a curated record